Molecule: messenger RNA, 2022 nt
Organism: Arabidopsis lyrata subsp. lyrata
Lineage: Eukaryota; Viridiplantae; Streptophyta; Magnoliopsida; Brassicales; Brassicaceae
Product: dihydroorotase, mitochondrial
Exons: 11
Coding region: 846-1868 (340 amino acids)
Biological process (GO): pyrimidine nucleotide biosynthetic process; 'de novo' pyrimidine nucleobase biosynthetic process
Cellular component (GO): chloroplast; cytoplasm
Molecular function (GO): dihydroorotase activity
Source: RefSeq, a predicted model, not a curated record
UCACAAAACCUAACAACCGCUUUUUUUCAUUGUAGAAAAGAACUUUAAUUUUAUUCCACCGUUUGAUCUCUGUUCCCAGCCACUGUUCGAUCUUCUUAUUAAAAAAAGUUCUGGUCUUUCUAAUAUCCUCUGUACUACAUCCCGACAAAAACCCACUGGUCUUUCCCAGAACUCGGACUUCCAGUGAUAAGGAGUCUUGUCUUCGGUAUCGGUUUUGCAUCGAGCGAGUCGGUUUAACCGGAAACUCAGGCCAUCGAGGCUGGUAUCGAGCGUUUUGGUACCUGUUCGUCAAGGUCAAAGAGAAGAACUAGCAGAAUUACACGUUUAAUUUUGGUUUUGUUGAGACUGAAUAUGGAAGAUCGAUCUCAUCGAUUCGCUGCUCUGAUCUAAAGUUAAGCCACUGGUCUUUCAUCAACACUUUCAUCUUUGUUACCGUUCCCAAUUGUUUGAUUGUGUUAUCUGAUUUAAUUUUCAUGUCUUCAUCGUUGUCUUAGGAUUUCUGGAAUUUUAGAUUUUUAGGUGUUCUUGUAAUAGUUAUAAACAGAGGAGAAUAAAAUUAGGUCCAAUUUGAAAGGAAUCUGGGUUUAAAAAAAAAAGCUGUCAUUUUUAAUCUGAAAAGGAAAAGAGGGAAAUUGGGCGGCGUGAAAGGAGGGACGACUCGAUUCGUGAACUCGGUGAAUCUUGCAAAGCCUUGAGCUUUGAGAUGAUAAAGACUUUGGUUUCUCCUUGUACUAGUAGUCUGUUCUUUAUGUAGGGAUUUGGAUCUCACAAGUUGAAGUUUGACAGAUCUUGUAACAAAGUGAAGACGAGAGCAGUAAGAAUGGAGCUCACUAUCACUCAACCUGAUGAUUGGCAUCUUCAUCUCCGUGACGCUGAUCUUCUUCAUGCUGUUGUUCCCCACAGGUGUGUGCAGUGCGAGUAUUUUUAAGAGAGCGAUUGUGAUGCCGAAUCUCAAGCCGCCUGUUACAACCACUGCAGCUGCUGUUGCUUACCGGGAUUCUAUCAUGAAAGCUUUGCCAUAUGGGAGCAGCUUUGAUCCACUUAUGACACUUUAUUUGACUGACAAAACUCAACCUGAUGAGAUCAAGCUUGCAAGGGAAAGUGGUGUGGUUUAUGCGGUGAAGCUCUACCCUGCCGGAGCAACAACCAACUCUCAAGAUGGUGUCACGGACCUUUUUGGAAAAUGCUUACCGGUACUAGAGGAGAUGGUCAAACAAAACAUGCCUUUGCUGGUUCAUGGGGAGGUCACAGAUCCGAGUAUUGAUGUCUUUGACCGCGAGAAAAUCUUCAUUGAGACAGUUCUGCAGCCUCUAAUCCAACGCCUUCCACAACUGAAAGUAGUGAUGGAACACAUCACUACCAUGGAUGCUGUGAAUUUUGUUGAAUCUUGCAAAGAAGGGUCUGUGGGUGCAACAGUCACACCACAACAUCUCCUUCUCAACAGAAAUGCCCUCUUCCAAGGUGGAUUACAACCUCACAACUACUGUCUUCCCGUUCUCAAAAGAGAAAUACAUCGAGAAGCCAUUGUUAAAGCUGUAACUAGUGGAAGCAAGAAGUUCUUCCUCGGCACAGAUAGUGCUCCACAUGAGCGGACUAGAAAAGAAUCAUCCUGCGGAUGUGCUGGUAUUUACAGUGCUCCCGUUGCCUUGUCCUUAUACGCUAAGGUCUUUGAUGAGGCGGGUGCGCUUGACAAGUUGGAAGCUUUCACAAGCUUCAAUGGACCUGAUUUUUAUGGCCUACCGAGAAACUCGUCAAAGGUCACACUGAAGAAAUCACCUUGGAAAGUUCCAGACGUUUUCAACUUCUCCUUCGGAGAGAUCGUCCCUAUGUUUGCUGGAGAAACCCUUCAAUGGCAACCGUUGAAAUAAUGUGGUGGUUUGAAGUUGUCAAAUUUUCUCCCAAAUCAGUGAACUCUUGUACCUUUUGGAUUGUAUUUUCUUACGGCUGAGUUAUGCCCUGCAUUUUUUGAGGAAUAAAAGCAAGAUACUGACCAAUAAUGUUUAUUUUGUGUUUGAAUCUGUC